AUGGCUGCGAUGGGAGAACUGCCCAUGCCAUCAUCCGCCCUCUCGCCUCUCUCCAGCCAGCAGUCCUUCGACGUCCCGGUAGACAUGGACUCCUUUAUCAACCUUGAACCGACAAUGUAUCCCUCGCCCUCUGUCUCUCCGUCAGGCUCGGACGGCAAGGCCUCCAACAAACACGGCUUCGUCCAGCAGCAGCAGCAGCAGCAGCAGCAGCAGCAAAUGCCUGCUCUGUCCACCACCGCCUCCAGUCCACAGCAGCCUCACUACAAGGCUCCCAGUCACCAGUAUAACUCCUACACACAGCAGACAGGUCUGCCUCCCGGUGGUCUUGCCAACACCAUGGCACUGAACAAUUUCGGCUUUGAUCCUGUUGGCAUGGUCCACCCCGUCGACGGCCUGUACGGCCGAAUGGGUCAACCACUGCACUCUCUACCUGCCCUACCUCUCAAGGACUCGACCGAGAUGGACAUUGACGAGAGUUUUGCCGACUCCGAGGCCUAUAUCAUGCCUUCUCAGGCCACCAAGGCCCAGUUUGUUGAUCCAAGUGCCCUCGGGGGACAGGAGAUGCCUCACAGCGCCCCCACAAAUCAGGCUAGGCGUGUCUAUCCUGGAAUCCAUCAGCAGCAAGCCGCCAGAGCCAAGGCUGCCCUGCAGCAGAGACAAGAGAUGCUCCAGCGGCAGCAGCAGCAGCAGCAGCAGCAACAACAACAGCCCCCACAGCAACGUCAGGCCGCUGUGGAAGGUAACCAGCAGGGAAUCAAACCCCAGGCCAAGCUUAACCGCAACACCGAUCCUGCUGUACAGGAGAGAAUCUCUCGUCUUCUUCAGCAAAUGAGACAGAACAGUGUUACCAGCCAGGACAACACCGAGCAGUCCUGCACUCUGCCACAACCUACCAAAUAUAAAAAGGACGAACAAGACAUGGACGAGGACGAGCGAUUGCUAGCCAGUGAAGAGGGUAAGAAGCUUAGCAGCAAGGAACGACGACAGCUCCGUAACAAGGUCUCUGCCCGUGCUUUCCGAUCAAGACGAAAAGAGUACAUCGGCCAGCUUGAAGGCGAGGUUGCUGCCAAAACCAACGAGGCCAACGAACUCCGUCUGCGUAACGAUGCCCUCACUCAAGAAAACGCCAGACUCACUGACUUCACCCGCAUGUUGCUCUCCUCGUCUCACUUUGCACCUUUCCUCGACGAAUUGAGUACAAACGGACUUCCGCCGAACCUCGGAGCCCAGCCUCAGACCCAGGCUCCCGCCCUUCAACUUGCCAGCCAACCCACCGUGACCAAGCAGGAAGGUAUCGAGCAUCUUACCCAGGAUGUAUCCGUACCAAACCUUCAGACUGGCCUGCCCGCCAUCCCCGAACAGGGAUUUGAUUUUGCCUCCAUUGACCUUAAUGACCAAGGCUGGAACUCGGGAAUUGAUUUCAACUUUACCAACCCAUCCGUUUUUGCGGUUCUUGACGUCCCUGUCCCCUCUCCCGACACGGGGUUCAUCAUUGGCAAGAGCUCCAACCGUGUCGGCCCCCUUCCUUCUGAUGAAGCUAAGGAUGCCAUCCCUUCCAUCGACGCUGUGCCUUUUGGCGUUAGGGUGACCGAAGCUCCCACAGAAGAGGUCUCUACUUCCAUUGCGCCGGCUGACCUUGAUAUUGACGUGAACGACCCUUCCUUCGCCCUCUUCCUCGACCAACCGCCUACCUCCACCCCUCAACCCAGCUCUGACGAUGUAUUCACUGGUACCCGGCCCGCCAACAUCUCGUCCAAGUUGGACCUUGUCGUCGAAGGCUCUACGCCCGACAGCACAUCCAACGACGUAAGCCCUACUGCCAAGCGCGAGUUUGAGAGGCUCUGCUCCAGCAUAGAAGCGUCCUUUUGCUACAUCUCCCAGCUUACGGCUCAUCUUGAUUAA
Molecule: messenger RNA, 1902 nt
Organism: Microsporum canis CBS 113480
Lineage: Eukaryota; Fungi; Ascomycota; Eurotiomycetes; Onygenales; Arthrodermataceae
Exons: 2
Coding region: 1-1902 (633 amino acids)
Biological process (GO): regulation of DNA-templated transcription
Molecular function (GO): DNA-binding transcription factor activity
Source: RefSeq, a predicted model, not a curated record